Fibroporia radiculosa is the source of this 372-nucleotide messenger RNA. RefSeq lists its product as uncharacterized. Gene Ontology annotation, biological process: rRNA (guanine-N7)-methylation; peptidyl-glutamine methylation; tRNA methylation. NCBI's taxonomy places the organism in Eukaryota, Fungi, Basidiomycota, Agaricomycetes, Polyporales, Fibroporiaceae. Bases 1 to 372 code for a protein of 123 amino acids. Gene Ontology annotation, molecular function: protein heterodimerization activity. The transcript has 4 exons. The record is from RefSeq and is a predicted model, not a curated record.
AUGGUUAGACUCAUCACGCACAAUCUCCUAGCAUGCCAUGCAAAAGGCUGCACGUCCAAUAAUUUUCCUCUGCAGUUCAAGGACAUUCAAAUUGAAUUGCGCGAGGCCGAGUUCAAUCCCGACUUUUUACGCGGAUUCAUCCCGCGAAUCGAAUGGGGUGCCCUUACAGACGCGGCACGUCAGUUGGGUGAUACUUCUCUGCCGUCCGAGCCUCCAGAUAUGUUGGAUGAUGACUUCCUUCAAAAGCUCCAUCAUGUACUACUAGAAAUACAUGUUGAGGAGGGUGCAAUGGUAUGUCCAAACUGUGGACAUGUAUAUCCCAUCUCAAAUGGCAUUCCAAACAUGCUUCUUGCAGAACAUGAGAUUGGUUAG